AUGUCCUUCUCCGCUCUCCGUCGCGCCGUCGUCGCCCCGGCCUCGUCCGCCGCCCGCGCCUUCAGCACCACCUCGCCUCGCCCUCUGGCCAAGAUCACCAUCAUCGGCAACCUCGCCGACACGCCUGAGCUGCACUCGACUAGCACCGGCCGCGAGAUCGUCCGCUACGCCGUCGCCAGCAACAGCGGGCCCCGCGACAACCGCAAGACCAGCUGGUUCAAGAUCACCAGCUUCGCUGAGGGCCCCGGCCGCGACUACCUCAUGAACUUGCCUAAGGGUGCCACUAUCUACGUCGAGGGCGAUGCCACUGUCAACACUUACACCGACGCUCAAGGCCAGACCCGUACCGGCUUCAGCGUUGUUCAGCGCUCCCUCGAGGUCCUCCGACGCCCCCAGGCUCCUGAGCAGGGCGAGUAA
Molecule: messenger RNA, 417 nt
Organism: Fusarium keratoplasticum
Lineage: Eukaryota; Fungi; Ascomycota; Sordariomycetes; Hypocreales; Nectriaceae
Exons: 3
Coding region: 1-417 (138 amino acids)
Biological process (GO): positive regulation of helicase activity; mitochondrial DNA replication
Cellular component (GO): mitochondrial nucleoid
Molecular function (GO): single-stranded DNA binding
Source: RefSeq, a predicted model, not a curated record